GCAGCUCCAUGCACUGUUUUCAUAUCAGGUGUUGUGGGAAAUUGUUGUUGUUGUCGCAGAACCGCUGAACUUCCGACCUUUGUACAACUUGGCUCGAAAGUAAAUCCGAAGGCAUAACAGUUUUUUUUUAUCAAAACUAUCAACACUGGAUAUUGCGCGCAAACCAAGGGGAUUUUAAAAUUCCCAAAGGUAUCGGGACACUAUUGGAAAACAAAGGAAAAACCGGUUGCCAGGGAAAUUGGACAACUCAUCGCGUGUGGAAACCACAAAAACAGUUUGGUCAUCAUUUGGGGCUGAUUGAUUUUUGAAAACGCCAACGAAACUGUGCCACGCCAACAUGCAAGAGGCCUACGUCAACAUUAACUCCAUACCCACCCACAUCUUUACCUGGGGCAGGUGGAUUGAGGAGACGAUAACAGAGAAGGAGAUUGUCAUUUGCAUAACAGGCAAUCCAGGAUUACCCGGUUUUUAUACAGAGUUUGCCGGCACUCUCCAAAAGGAGCUGGGUGAUUUGCCCGUGUGGGUAAUAGGUCACGCUGGUCAUGAUGAUCCUCCGGAGGCCAGUAUUCGGGAGGUGCCCCAGCUCAGCGGGAAUGAAGAGCUCUUUAAUUUGGAUGGCCAAAUCCGACACAAAAUUGCCUUUAUCGAAAAGUACGUGCCCAGCGAUGUGAAGAUCCACUUGAUUGGUCACUCCAUUGGUGCUUGGAUGAUCCUGCAGCUGCUGGAAAAUGAGAAGAUACGAAAUCGCAUCCAAAAGUGCUACCUGCUAUUCCCCACCAUUGAACGCAUGAUAGAGUCCCCCAAUGGAUGGGUAUUCACAAAGAUCGCCAUGCCCUUAUAUUCCGUCUUUGGAUACAUUUUCUUCACGUUCUUCAGCGCCCUGCCCGUCUGGUUGCGCCUCCUGUUUAUACAGAUCUAUUUUCUGAUUUUUUCCAUUCCACGGCAUUUUCUGGGAACGGCCUUGAAGUAUUCCAAGCCCUCGGUGGCAGAAAAGGUGGUCUUCCUGGCCGAUGAUGAAAUGGCCAGGGUUCGCGGCGUACAAAGGGAAAUUGUGGAACAGAAUCUGGAUGUCCUGAAAUUGUACUACGGCACCACUGAUGGUUGGGUUCCGGUCUCCUACUACGAACAGCUGAAAAAGGAUUAUCCCAAGAUAGACGCCACGUUGGAUGAUCAAAAGAUCGCCCACGCCUUUGUCCUGAGGCACUCCAAGCCCAUGGCGAUAGUUGUCCGGGACAUGAUUCAAAAGCAUAGACGGGGAUAAGCCCAUGAUCCACUCCUAGCAAAAUUUUAUCUUGAGUGAGGCGUAGACUAUCAAAUCUUUUCCCAUUUCCCAAGCUCUUUAAAAUUAGAUUUCUUCCUAUUUGGUUAAAGCUCUCUAUCUCUAUUGGUAAUCUUCAUAGAUCUGAUCUGAGUUUCCUGUUUGGGAUUGGGAAUCGAUUUUUAUAAAACACUCGUAGCACAUCUUUUAUUGUCUUUAUGUGGCAAUUUGUUUUUAUUUUUUAUUAUUAUUCCUUUGCAUUUCUCGAAGAAACUAUAAAUAUAGUCAAAAGUAAUUUAA
Molecule: messenger RNA, 1558 nt
Organism: Drosophila bipectinata
Lineage: Eukaryota; Metazoa; Arthropoda; Insecta; Diptera; Drosophilidae
Gene: sturkopf
Product: lipid droplet associated hydrolase sturkopf
Biological process (GO): lipid storage
Cellular component (GO): lipid droplet
Molecular function (GO): lipase activity
Source: RefSeq, a predicted model, not a curated record